AUGGGGAACAUCUGCUCUCGCCGGAAUGGCGGUCCCAAUGACGAGGAGAACGCUAUGGCUCUGUCAUUCGCCAAUGCUGCAUCUACGGGUGCCAGGCAGGCUGUGAUGGAUGCCGUUCAGAAGGCCCAGCACCGAGGUAGAGAAAGCGGUGAGAUUGUCCCUGCAGAGGCUUUGAUCUCGGGUAUCCUACCCACCACUACUGCUCAAGUGGCUGCCGCUAAGGGCGCAAAAGAGGCUAUAGAGGACAGGGCAAGAGAGCUGAAUGUUCUAUCCCGUUUUGCCAGUCCUCUCAAAGAGGUGAAGUUCGCUGCAAGUUCUGGUGCCAGAGAAGGUUUGAAGGCAGCUGAAAUAUUGUUCAGGCACGACGACAUUGAAGGGCAUGCUCGAGAGAACAUGAGCUUGGAGGUUGCCGCCGCAGCAGCAGGUGCAGGGGCUUGGGUAUCUUGCUUGGUCGCUGCGCAGACACAUCUCACACCAGCACCCAAUGCUAGCAAGUAUACAGCUCUGUUAGGGUCUAUGCUUGGGGGCUCAAUGCCCACAUCUGCUGCCUUGUAUGGCCUGCUCAAUGCAUCAAGUGAUCUCGUGAAGUUAUGCAUCUUUGGUGGCAUUACAUUGGGAGUCUUUGUCAUCUCAUCGGGUUUGAUUGCUGGACUACUGGGCACAAUGAAUGGAACAGUCAGAUUCACAAAGAUUGCCACUAUUACUGCUGUUUCCAUAGUGUUGAUCUUUUUUACCGUGGUGCCAUAUUUUCCUUUGACAUCUUUACAUUCGCCAAGGCAACAAAAAUGUUUCACCAGGAUAAAUUGGCCAGCACGUGUCUUCAAUGCUGCCGGUGCCGUCCUGCAGCAGGCGCUCGAUCCAGGCGGCGCCCAGUGCGCGCUUGACACUGACCGUCCGUGGGGCCUUCAUGCUGUAACACCCUUGUUUUUGCAUCAUGUUAAAAACCACUAA
Messenger RNA from Miscanthus lutarioriparius, 951 nucleotides. The record is from the annotation of a GenBank genome assembly. Lineage: Eukaryota; Viridiplantae; Streptophyta; Magnoliopsida; Poales; Poaceae.